AUGCUGUCCCGGCAGCGCGCCCUCCGGCUAUCCGCACCAGCAAGCUACCUUUUCUCAACCUCAUCACGACGACUAAGCACGUGCGCGGUCCCUGCAUCAUUACAGCAACGACGAAAUGGUGCAUACCGGCUGCAGGGCUCUUUGAGGAGCGGCUGGCCGUCUUCUUCUGCAGCCUUCUCGACACACCCUGCUCUCGGGAAGAAGAAGGAAACGGGAUUCUUCGACGGAGCUACGGAGCCCCUCUCAGAAGAAGAGAAGAAAGCGAAUCUACAAAAAGCUGAAGCAGAGGAGGCGGAGGCUGCGAAGGCCAAGUCCUCCACUUCCGAUGCGUCGGCCAGUAGCAAAGAGGGGAGCGGGAAGAACACACCAGAGUCGGAUGGGAAGGGGAGCACCGCCGGCGGAGCUUCCUCCGGCUCAUCGGGGGAUGAUUCGGGAUCGAGUAGCGGCAAGCGGGGCCGGAAGAGCGACAAGGCCCUUACGAAACCCGUUGUGCCAGAAAUUUACCCCCAGGUUCUCGCCAUCCCUAUUGCGAAACGGCCGCUAUUCCCUGGGUUCUACAAGGCCAUUACUAUCAAGGAUCCCAACGUCGCUGCUGCAAUAACCGAGAUGUUCAAGCGGGGACAACCAUAUGUUGGAGCCUUUUUAUUCAAGGAUGAGAAUGCGGACGACGACGUCAUCCGAAACCCGGACGAUGUUUACGACGUUGGUGUUUUUGCCCAGGUCACCAGCGUGUUCCCCAUGAACGCGCAAGGCGGCGAGGACGGUGGCCUCACUGCCAUCUUGUAUCCCCACAGGAGGAUCCGGCUGUCAUCCUUAAUCCCACCAGGUGGCUCCAACGCUGUGAAAGUCGCCGAGACGCCCGUUCCGGAACCGAUCCCUGCGGCUCCGCCCAAAGCGACGGAAGAGGCGGACCAGCAAAAGGGAGACGUGGUGGCAAGCUUCGAGGAGAGUGCUGUGGAACAAAAGCCUGCGGCACCAAAGAAGACGUACGAAGUGACCUCUUUCCUGAAGAAGUUCCCUGUCAGCAUCGCCAAUGUCGAUAACCUUACGGAGGAGCCUCACGACCCCAAAAGCCCAGUCGUUCGGGCUGUCACCAACGAGAUCGUUAAUGUCUUCAAGGAGGUCGCCAGCAUGAACAGCUUGUUCAGGGACCAGAUCUCGACGUUCUCCAUUAGUCAAUCGGCGGGCAAUGUCGUUUCUGAGCCUGCUAAGCUCGCGGAUUUCGCUGCCGCGGUCUCCGCUGGCGAGCCGGCUGAGCUUCAGGAAGUCCUAGAGAGUUUGAAUGUCGAGGACAGGAUGCACAAGGCCUUGUUGGUGCUUAAGAAGGAGCUAGCCAAUGCACAGCUCCAGUCCAAGAUCACUAAGGACGUGGAGAACAAGAUCACCAAGCGCCAGCGCGAAUACUGGUUGACGGAGCAAAUGAAGGGUAUUCGCCGCGAGCUCGGCAUUGAGUCUGACGGCAAGGACAAGCUGGUUGAGAAAUUCAAGGAGAAGGCCGACAAGUUGGCGAUGCCCGAGGCGGUCCGUAAGGUCUUUGAUGAGGAGCUUAAUAAGCUUGCCCACCUUGAGCCGGCUGCAUCCGAGUUCAAUGUAACUCGAAACUACUUGGACUGGCUCACGCAGAUCCCCUGGGGCUUAAAGAGUGCCGAGAACUUCAACAUUCAAAACGCCAUGAAGGUGCUGGACGAGGACCAUUACGGCUUGAAGGAUGUCAAGGACCGCAUUCUUGAGUUUAUUGCUGUUGGCAAGCUGCGCGGUACGGUCGAGGGCAAGAUUCUCUGCUUUGUUGGCCCGCCCGGCGUGGGAAAAACGAGUAUCGGCAAGUCGAUUGCUCGCGCCCUCAACCGCGAGUACUACCGAUUCAGCGUCGGUGGUCUCACCGAUGUGGCAGAGAUUAAGGGACACAGGAGGACGUACGUCGGCGCUUUGCCUGGCCGUGUCAUCCAGGCGUUAAAGAAGUGCAAGACCGAGAACCCCCUGGUUUUGAUCGAUGAAAUCGACAAGAUUGGGCGUGGGUACCAGGGUGAUCCCUCCUCGGCGUUGCUUGAGCUCCUUGAUCCUGAGCAGAACAGCUCUUUCCUCGAUCACUACCUAGAUGUUCCUGUCGACCUUUCGAGGGUACUCUUCGUCUGCACGGCCAACAUGACCGAUACCAUCCCGCGCCCCCUCCUCGACCGUAUGGAGGUCAUCCGACUCUCUGGAUACGUCUCCGACGAGAAAAUGGCCAUCGCCGAGCGAUACCUGGCGCCACAGGCCCAAGAAUUGGCCGGUCUCAAGGAGGUAGAUGUGCAGCUCGCUAAGACUGCCAUUGAGGAGCUUAUCAAGUCGUACUGUCGGGAGUCUGGAGUACGAAACCUCAAGAAGCAGAUUGAGAAGGUUUACCGCAAAUCCGCGUUGAAGAUCGUCCAGGACCUUGGAGAAGAGGCGCUACCCGAAGACAAGGCGUUGACCGACGAGGGUAAGGCGGCCUUGGAAGAGUCGGAGAAGGAAAGCAAGGCGCAGGAGCCUAGCAAGGAAGCGGGUGAGAAGGAGGCUACCGAGAAACCUAGGGUACCGCUUAAGGUCCCCGAGAACGUUCACGUUGUUAUUGAUAAGGACAACCUCAAGGACUACGUCGGUCCCCCGAUCUUCACAUCCGAUAGGCUCUACGAUGUCACUCCGCCGGGUGUCACUAUGGGUCUGGCCUGGACUCAGCUCGGCGGUGCUGCUAUGUACGUUGAGGCCAUCCUCCAGGCAGCGCUGAGGCCCUCGAGCCGGCCAUCACUCGAGAUCACAGGCAACCUCAAAACCGUGAUGAAGGAGUCCUCCACCAUCGCGUACUCCUUCGUCAAGUCUCUCAUGGCGCGCGAAUUCCCCGAGAACCACUUCCUAGAGAAGGCCAAGAUCCACGUGCAUGUGCCUGAGGGUGCCGUGCAGAAAGACGGGCCUUCAGCGGGUAUCACCAUGGCGACUUCGCUCCUGUCGCUUGCCCUCGACACCCCCGUCGACCCAACCGUCGCCAUGACUGGUGAACUAACCCUCACGGGUAAAGUGCUCCGCAUCGGUGGACUGCGCGAGAAGACGGUGGCGGCGCGCCGCGCGGGCUGCAAGAUGAUUGUGUUCCCGCAGGACAACAUGUCUGACUGGCUGGAGCUUCCUGAGAACAUCAAAGAAGGCAUUGAAGGCCGCCCAGCAAGUUGGUAUUCGGAGGUGUUUGACCUGAUUUUCCCGGAAUUGGACCGGGAGAAGGCCAACAAGUGUAAAAUCUGUGGUAACAAGGAGGAUAAGAGCAACAGCAAGGACAAGGAGGGCAGCUCCGAGGACGACAAGAGCGAUUAG
Dichotomopilus funicola is the source of this 3318-nucleotide messenger RNA. RefSeq names its product Lon protease C-terminal proteolytic domain-containing protein. NCBI's taxonomy places the organism in Eukaryota, Fungi, Ascomycota, Sordariomycetes, Sordariales, Chaetomiaceae. The transcript has 2 exons. The record is from RefSeq and is a predicted model, not a curated record. Gene Ontology annotation, molecular function: serine-type endopeptidase activity; ATP binding; ATP hydrolysis activity. Gene Ontology annotation, biological process: chaperone-mediated protein complex assembly; protein quality control for misfolded or incompletely synthesized proteins; protein catabolic process. Bases 1 to 3318 code for a protein of 1105 amino acids. Gene Ontology annotation, cellular component: mitochondrial matrix.